CCGCCAGGGGCCGGGAAACCGCAGGCCGGAGCGAGACCUUGGCCGCCUGGUUACGCAGCGCAGCCGGGGCCAGGACCAGACGCCCCGCCCGGCCGCCCGCCCUCGGGGAGUCCGCCCCGGCCCGAAAGGGUUAACGCGCCGCUCCCGCCCGCCCAAGGUUCCCGAAAAGGGAAGGUGCGAGGUUUGAGGAGAAAAAUGACGGAUCAAAGCCGGGCGAUACUUCCUGCUGCGGGGACGCCGUAUAAAAAGUCGCGCGCCCGGCUGCAGAGGCGCACGCUCGGCCGCCCCGUCCGGUCCCCGCCGCCGCGAUGCUGAGCCCCGCGCUGGGCUGCGCGCUCCUGUUCCUGGACAUCUCCAUUCAGUGGACCACCCAGGAAACCGUUCCUCCCAAAUACCUUCAUCAUGACCCAGAGACCUCUCGCCAGCUCAUGUGCGACAAAUGCCCUCCGGGCACCUACCUAAAACAGCACUGCACGGCGAGGCGGAAGACCGUGUGUGCUCCGUGCCCCGACCACUCCUACACAGACAGCUGGCACAACAGUGAUGAGUGUCUGUACUGCAGCCCAGUGUGCAAGGAGCUGCAGUUCGUCAAGCAGGAGUGCAAUCGAACGCACAACCGCGUGUGUGAGUGUGAGGAAGGGCGCUACCUGGAGCUGGAGUUCUGCUUGAAACACAGGAGCUGCCCUCCCGGACUUGGCGUGCUGCAGGCUGGAACCCCGGAGCGGAAUACAGUCUGCGCAAGGUGUUCGGAUGGCUUCUUCUCCGAUGAGACGUCGUCUAAAGCGCCCUGCAGAAAACACACGAACUGCAGCGUACUUGGCCUCCUGCUAACUCAGAAAGGAAAUGCGACAAGCGACAGCAUAUGUUCUGGAAACAGUGAAACGACUCCAAAAUGUGGAAUAGACGUUACGCUAUGUGAGGAGGCUCUCUUCAGAUUUGCUGUUCCUCCGAAGUUUACGCCUAACUGGCUCAGCGUCCUGGUAGACAAUUUGCCUGGAAUCAAAGUCAACACAGAAAGCAUAGAGAGGAUAAAACGACGACACAAUUCACAAGAGCAAACUUUCCAGCUGCUGAAGUUAUGGAAGCAGCAAAACAAAGACCAAGAUAUGGUUAAGAGGAUCAUCCAAGAUAUUGACCUCUGCGAAAAUGGGGUGCAGCGGCACAUUGGGCAUGCAAACCUCACCUUUGAGCAGCUUCGCAGCUUGAUGGAAAGCUUACCAGGGAAGAAAGUUGGAAUAGAGGACAUUGAAAGAACAAGAAAGACAUGCAAAUCAACUGAGCAGUUUCUGAAGCUGCUCAGCUUGUGGCGAAUAAGAAAUGGUGACCAAGAUACUUUGAAGGGCUUGAUGCAUGCGCUCAAACACUUGAAAAUGUACCACUUUCCCAAAACUGUCACCCACAGCCUGAGGAAAACCAUCAGGUUCCUCCACAGCUUCACCAUGUACAGACUGUACCAGAAGCUGUUUCUGGAAAUGAUAGGAAACCAGGUGCAAUCAGUAAAAAUAAGCUGCUUAUAACCGGAAACGGUCACUGGACUCUUUCCUCCCAAUGGGCCAGAUCUGCUGGGUGAUUAGACGGUUUCUCAGGCACCUGGGGGAGAACAGCGAUUUCUUUCUCAUCACCAAUGCCUAAUUUUGCCACAGGGCACUAAAAGAAACUAUGAUGUGCAGAAAGAACUAAUGUCUCCCCGAAAUUUCAGUAAAUCCCAAAGAAUUCAUCCAACUGUCAGAUCUGGCCUGGUACCUACUGAACAUACUUUCUCCAUUACUGCUUGCAGUAAUUCAACUGGAAUUAAUAAUAAUGAUGAUAAUAAUAACUAGACUCCAUUGUACCUUUCUAAAUAUGGGAAUGUCUGACUUUAAUAGCUUUGAGAUUUCAGCUGCGCUAGAGGCUUUUAUUAGAAAUCAUAUUUUUUUUCUGCAAAAGUUGCUAAUAUAUCUGUAACACUAUUACAGUAUUCUAUUUAUAUUCAUUCAGAUAUAAGAUUUGUACAUAUUAUCAUCCUAGAGAGAAAUGGUGUAAGACUUAAUUUUAGGAAGAAAAAUAUAUUCUGUUUAUUAUUAUGACAAAUGAGAGAGAUAAAAUAUAUUUUUUAAUGGAAACUUUAUAGGAUUUUCUAAUAGGUAUUGCUAUUUUUCCUGUGUGGAGUGUUUUUACAAUUUAAUUUUAUCUGUAUAGGCUGUAAUAUCAUUUUAUAGAAAAUGCAUUAUUUAGUCAAUUGUUUAAUGUUGGAAAGUGUAUGAAAUAUGUUAUCUGAAUAUCAGAUGCUCUGAGAAAUUGAAUGUACUUUAUUUAAAAGAUUUUAUGGUUUUACUAUAUAUAAACAACAUUAUUAAAGUUUUCAAAUUAUUUUUUA
Heterocephalus glaber (naked mole-rat) is the source of this 2356-nucleotide messenger RNA. RefSeq names its product TNF receptor superfamily member 11b (gene Tnfrsf11b). Gene Ontology annotation, biological process: signal transduction. Lineage: Eukaryota; Metazoa; Chordata; Mammalia; Rodentia; Bathyergidae. Gene Ontology annotation, molecular function: protein binding. The record is from RefSeq and is a predicted model, not a curated record.